Messenger RNA from Stomoxys calcitrans (stable fly), 2662 nucleotides. Its product is annotated as V-type proton ATPase 116 kDa subunit a 4. The coding region runs from base 17 to 2632 and encodes 871 amino acids. NCBI's taxonomy places the organism in Eukaryota, Metazoa, Arthropoda, Insecta, Diptera, Muscidae. The record is from RefSeq and is a predicted model, not a curated record. Gene Ontology annotation, molecular function: ATPase binding; proton-transporting ATPase activity, rotational mechanism. Gene Ontology annotation, biological process: vacuolar acidification; proton transmembrane transport. The transcript has 2 exons. Gene Ontology annotation, cellular component: vacuolar proton-transporting V-type ATPase complex; plasma membrane; vacuolar proton-transporting V-type ATPase, V0 domain.
GAUUUCACAACGGAAAAUGUCCUUUUUUCGCAGUGAGCCCAUGACAUUGUGUCAACUGAUUCUGCAUACCGAAUCUGCCUUCAACUGCCUCAUUGAAUUGGGCUAUCUGGGUAAAGUGCAAUUUCGCAACAUUGAUGGCGGUGAAGAACAUGGGCACGCUCCCAACAAUCAAUAUCUAGCCGAUAUACGAAGAUGUCAUGAGCUAAGACGUUUACUGGAACAUUUGGAAACGGAAAUUAAAGAUUUCCACAUUAACAUGGUCUUUUAUCCCGAUGUCGAUGAGGAUGAGGUUCCUCAGGCAAGCGAUCUUAAGGAUCUGGAAAAGGUGGUGCAACAACAUUAUGAGGAAGUGACAAGUGUAGAGCAUAACAUUGAAGGAUUACUUAAGCAAAGAACUUUGUGCAAUGAAAAACUCAAAGUCAUGAAGGUGGCCCAUAGAUUUUUAACAGCAGGCAGCAAUAAUGCGACUGUCAUGGCUUGGUCAGAUAGUGUCAUUAUGAAUUUGAUACAUGAUGAACUGAAAUCGUUGCCCAAGGAACGCCCAUGUCUAUCCUUCUUCUGUGGCACUAUACCAUUGCAAAGAUUUCCAGCCUUUGAAGUUAUGCUGUGGAGAAUAACAAGGGGAAAUUUUCUUUUGAAACAUUCCCCACUGGAAAUUUCACAAAAAGAUGAGGCCAGAAAAUCUCAAGAGACUGUAAGAAAGCUGGCCUUUAUGCUAUUCUUUGUGGGUCAUAACAUGAAGGCACAGUUAGCCAAAUUAUGUCAAGGCUUUGGUAUACAACUUUUUCAGUGUCCCGAGUCUAUACAAGAACGCCAGAAAGAGAGUCUGAAACUAGCCCUAGACUUAAGGGACAUGGAUAAAAUCAUAGAAAAGUCCCAGGCAGAACGUUAUCGCAUACUUCUGAUAGCUGCUGCCGAUUUGUAUAUUUGGAAGGUGAAGUUAAAGAAAAUGCUGAUGGUCUACCAAGUGCUGAAUCGCAUGGGUCAUGUGCGCCAUUUGAAAUUGGGCAAAUAUUUGCAAGCAGAAUGUUGGAUUCCCACCCAAAGUGUAAAUGAGGUACGAAAAGCUUUGGAAAAAGUCAUUCAGCGAACUUCAAAAGGAAAUCCCAAUUCGAUGUUCAUGCCCAUCUUAAAUGUGCUGCACAGGCGUUUGUUGGCGGAUAGUGAGAGGCCCACCUAUUUUCAGCUGAAUCGUUUCACUCAGGGUUUCCAGCAACUCAUAGAUGCCUAUGGCAUAGCCCAAUAUCAGGAAUUGAACCCUGCUCCCUAUACCAUUGUAACUUUUCCCUUUCUGUUUGCGGUCAUGUUUGGUGAUAUAGGUCAUGGCCUGAUUAUGCUGACAUUUGGCUGCUGGAUGCUGAUCUAUGAGAAGUCUUUGGAGUUGGGCCAGCGUUUAAGCAAAACUUCCAAUGAGGUUUGGAAUAUACUCUUUGGGGGGCGCUACAUUAUCACUCUGAUGGGUGCCUUCUCGGUAUACACGGGUUUCAUAUACAAUGACUGUUUCUCAAAGUCCUUCAACAUAUUUGGCUCAGCUUGGAAGGUCAACUACAAUCAAACGACUGUUAUCGGCAACCAUCAACUACAGUUGGACCCGGCUCUUAAGGACUAUUAUCAAGGAACUCCCUAUGUAAUGGGGUUCGAUCCCAUUUGGGAUGCCUCGGGUGAGAAUGCCAUAACCACUUCGAAUUCUUUUAAAAUGAAAUUGGCCGUCAUUUUGGGCAUUUGUCAAAUGGUCUUUGGCUUAAUACUCUCAGCCUUUAACUAUCUACACCGCAAGGAUUAUAUGGACCUUGUUUUGGUCUUUAUGCCCCAACUAAUGUUCUUGCUUUCCCUAUUUGCCUAUUUGGUUUUCUUGAUCUUGUUCAAAUGGUCCUAUUAUGGGGGACACUAUGAGGCUCCCUAUAAUUCGGCAUGUGCUCCUUCAAUUUUGAUUAUAUUCAUCAAUAUGCUGCUGAUGAAGGGUCCUGAAACUCCUCACGAGGGCUGUGAUGUUUGGAUGUUCGAAUAUCAGGAUGUUGUACAAAAGGCUCUUCUGACAGUUGCCAUGGGCUGUAUACCUCUGCUGUUGGCCGGCAAACCUAUUUGGCUUAUGAUGCAGCGCAAGAAAAUACGAAGAAUCAAAAAUGAGGCUCUAAGAAAGUCACGCGCACGCAAUAACAUCUCAAAUAUCCGAAAAUCUCUCAUAUACAAUGUGGAUAGUUCGGGGUUCGUGUUGUCGGCCAAGAAAUAUAGAGAAACUAUGGAAAACGAAGAGCAGGAGGUCAGCGAGCUAUGGAUACAUUCGGGCAUUCACUGCAUUGAAAGUGUCUUGGGCGCUGUCUCCCACACUGCCUCCUAUCUACGUUUAUGGGCCUUGUCCUUGGCCCACGAUCAACUCUCCAGUGUCCUUUGGAAUAUGGUAUUGCAAAUUGGCCUAACUGGAAAUUUUGGCAAUUGGAAUAGUUUGAUAUUGGCCAUUGUUUUUUCUUUCUGGGCCAUAAUGACUUUGGCCAUACUGGUGGUGAUGGAAGGUUUAUCGGCAUUUUUACAUACCCUGCGUCUACACUGGGUGGAAUUUCAAUCAAAAUUCUAUGCUGGCUCUGGAGAACGCUUUGUGCCUUUUAAAUUCAAGCAAAGCACUAUGGCCGGAUGAGUGAAGUUUAAAGGGACUAUGAAAUAGAUU